AUGGCUACCAAGAUUGAGCCUCCGACCACCUUUCCUCCACCUGUUGGUUGGAAUCCUCAACAGCCAUUUUUCUCGCUCGACAUCUCUCAUCCACAAGAACCCGGGGGCACAUCAACAGUACAUGUGUCAUGUCGGAACACACAUUUCUUUAUAAAUGUAUCGUCGGCCGACUGGGCCGACUCACCGCAUCUUAUUGCAGAAUAUCAAUUCUUGCAAAUUAUACUCAAAAGACUCGUCCUUGGCCGCUAUGGCAUGAGUGACUUUUUCGCCUGGGCAUGUCGACCUCUUUUACCGACAUUCGCCGAGAUUAACACCACGGCGGAAGCAGCAUCUCGAUGCACGGUUCGGGAGAAAUUAUUCCCAGAAACGAGAGUAUAUGACUUGAAGAGCCGAUCUGGCGAGCUUGUUGCGGAGCCAUCAGACAGCCCUGCUCCUCCACUACCACAACAAUACGGAGUUGAGUUCUCUGAAGACGAGUACGCAGGCGUGCCAACAUAUCUCCUCGAUGAGGUAUACACGGAAAACGGACUGGAGACUCUUGUGUUGGGAGAUGGCACAACUGUCUUCUGCAAGAUGCUACAAUCUAUAAUUGCAGAUUCGCAUAAAAGAGAACUACGCUCAUACAGAAAAAUGCACGCUGCAAAAUUUGACGACGCAGUGCGAGUUCCGCAGCUGUUAGGCCUGCUAAAAGACAACAAGAAUACAGUCUAUGGGUUCCUUCUAUCCAAGCCCGAGAACGAGAUGGCCAGUCUUGCCAACAGGCUUGGGCGAUCACCUCCGCCGGAUCUUCGUAAGAAAUGGGACGAGCAGAUUACUACAACACUGGAGGCACUGCACGCUGCUGGAAUUUCUUGGGGGGAUGCCAAACCACAUAAUGUCAUAAUUGACGCUGAUGACGAUGCAUAUCUCGUGGAGUUUGGGAACGUCGAGUUUACGGACUGGGUGCCGAGUGAAUUCGCUGGCACGCCGGAAGGGGACCUUGUUGGGCUGCAGAGGAUGAAGGUUGUGCUUCAUUAUUAUGGGGAGGAUAUGUAUGGAGAUGGGACGGUGAAUAUAGAGGAUCAUGGGGAAUGUUUCUUUGAGUGA
Molecule: messenger RNA, 1086 nt
Organism: Pochonia chlamydosporia 170
Lineage: Eukaryota; Fungi; Ascomycota; Sordariomycetes; Hypocreales; Clavicipitaceae
Product: kinase domain-containing protein
Exons: 1
Coding region: 1-1086 (361 amino acids)
Biological process (GO): protein phosphorylation
Molecular function (GO): ATP binding; protein kinase activity
Source: RefSeq, a predicted model, not a curated record